AGCGUGGAGAGCGUGUGUAUUUAAUAUAACAGUUAAUAAUGUUAGGUUUUAUUUCAUUCAGCAGUAGAUGGAAGUGUCCCAAACCUAACAGCAAUGUGAGAAGCCUUAUUAAAAGGAAAUGGAGAGGAUUAAACCAGCAGCGGGGCUUGUCACUGCAGGGUGUAGGUGGCGUUGUUGCUCCUCCUGUAGACUGCAGUGUUACAGUAGAGCAGGCAGUGAGGAUGUGGACUCGAUGCUUUCAGCAGCACGGCAUCUCAGAACCACUCCUCUCCUCACAAUAUAUCAUAGCUCAUGUCCUCGGAAACAAAACUCUGGAGAGUGUGGAGAGAAGAAGGCUCCAGGAAAGACUGACUGACCAAGAGAGGGAAAACGUGUGGACGCUGUGUUUUAAACGUCUUACAAGAAUGCCGGUGCAGUAUGUUAUAGAGGAGUGGGAUUUUAGAGACCUGACUCUGAAGAUGAGACCUCCAGUGUUUAUUCCUCGUCCUGAAACAGAGGAGCUGGUUAGUUUGGUGUUGGAGGAUCUGCUGGUAGAGCAGGGGAAGAGAACAUUACGAUGCUUGGAGGUGGGCUGUGGAUCAGGUGCCAUAUCUCUAAGUCUCCUACACAGUAUGUCAGAGCUCAAGGCUAUUGCAUUAGACCAAAGCAAGGAUGCAGUGGGGCUCACAAAGGAAAAUGCAAGCAGAUUGGGGCUGCAGGACAGACUGGAAGUUCAUCAUUUAGAUAUUAUGAAGGAUGCUGAUUUGAUAGUUGGUGACUUCAGUCCUGUUGAUGUGCUUGUUAGCAACCCCCCUUAUCUGUUUCAUCAGGACAUGGAGUCUCUGCAAGCAGAAAUACUCAGGUUUGAAGACCACACGGCAUUGGACGGGGGCUUGGAUGGCAUGUCGGUGAUCAGACAAAUUCUAGCCCUGGCAACUAAACUCCUAAGAGAUAAAGGUCGUGUGUAUUUGGAGGUGGAUCCACGUCAUCCUCCACUUAUAAAGCAUCUGGUGGAAAAAAGCAGAACAGGAUUGAAGUAUCUACGAGCACACUAUGAUUUCACUAACAGGCUACGAUUUUGUAUUCUGCAGAAGGAAGAAUGAGGAGGCUCCAAGAGGCACUUUUUUGGGAGAUAGGGCGACACAGUGGCUAGGUGAGUAGCACUGUCGCCUCGCAGUAAGAAGGUCCUGGGUUCGAUUCCCAGGUGGAGCAGUCUGGCUCCUUUCUGUGUGGAGUUUGCAUGUUCUCCCCGUGUCUGCGUGGGUUUCCUUCUGGAGCUCCGGUUUCCUCCCACAGUCCAAAGACAUGCAAGUGAGGUAAAUUGGAGAUACAAAAUACUGUACUAUGAUACAGUGUUUGACAUUAAAAACUUGAACUGAUGAAUCUUGUGUAACCAGUAACUGCCUGUACUGUCAUAAAUGUAACCAAAUAGUGUCAAUCAUGAUGAUAAAAUCUUAAUUAAUAAAAAAAAUCU
Molecule: messenger RNA, 1453 nt
Organism: Trichomycterus rosablanca
Lineage: Eukaryota; Metazoa; Chordata; Actinopteri; Siluriformes; Trichomycteridae
Gene: hemk1
Product: HemK methyltransferase family member 1
Exons: 12
Coding region: 39-1082 (347 amino acids)
Biological process (GO): protein methylation
Cellular component (GO): mitochondrion
Molecular function (GO): protein methyltransferase activity; nucleic acid binding
Source: RefSeq, a predicted model, not a curated record